AUGAAACGCAGCGUCAAGUUCAUUCAUGCGAGGACCUGUACGAGUUACAAUAAUGAUAAAAAUUCUAAUAUUCAAACAUUCAUUUCCAUUGAUUUCCAAACCAGGUUGAAUGCUCGAACGCUUGCAGUAGCUGCAUUAGCAGGGGCGACAGUUGUGGAGUACUAUGAGCACAGGACGGGGACAAAGGCAAAGCGCAAGUGGAAGCCAGUACCACUCCGCCGUCUUCGUUUAUCGGCGCUCUCAAACCGCAUCGGACAGCUCCCGACGGCUGCCCUAGAUACUUGUGACCGCUUCAAUUAUCUGGGGAUUCUGGCCAGCAUAGUUUUGACUGCAUCAGUGGUAAUCAUUCGGACCUUGACUUGUGUGAUCCAUGGCUUAUGUGACUGA
This is a messenger RNA of Ilex paraguariensis (yerba mate), 387 nucleotides long. The record is from the annotation of a GenBank genome assembly. NCBI's taxonomy places the organism in Eukaryota, Viridiplantae, Streptophyta, Magnoliopsida, Aquifoliales, Aquifoliaceae.